CACAAAACAAGUCUCGGAAGAGAGAGAAGAGUGAGUGAGAGAGAGAGAGAGUUUUUGCUUUGAUUGCUCCUAUUAGCCCUCCUCAUCGCCAUCAUUGGCCACCCAUUUCUCCAGAUUUCUUGAUUUUCUUUCCAAACACAUUAAUUUCCUUUUUAAUUUUCUCGGAGGGUCUGUUUGGUUUUGUAAUACUCGGAAAUGGGAUUUAUUGAGAGUCUGUCUUUCUUUUGCUUGUGGGUCGGAUCUUGUACUUAGUAGAACAACUGUCACAUCUCUCUGCACUUGAUCAUCACCAGUGAGAAAAAGCAGGAAACUUCGUGAUCUGUUUUCUCUCUCGAUCCGGAUUCGAUUUUCAUGCUCCUCUGUUUUCUCCCAUCUGGGUCUCCCUCUUUGUCUCACACAGAUAUGCAGCAUUCUUCUUGAUUUCAGGUAGGAGAAAUGAGUUCAUGCUGAUCUUCUUUCGCUCUUUCUUGAAUUUCUUUUUAACUAAGCAGAUCAAUCCAUGGACAAGAAUCAAGAAAGGAAGUUCAUCUGUAAGUUCUGCAACAAGAGGUACCCUUGCGGUAAGUCAUUGGGCGGACACAUAAGGACCCAUAUGAAUUUGAAUUCCGCUGAUGCACAAGCCCAUGAAUUCAAGCUCAGCAAAACCAAGAUUCAUCCAAUCGACAACAAUGGAAGCAGCAGUAGCAAGGCAGAUUCGGGGCCUGAAGCUGCUUCGCAAUCUGGAUAUGGCCUGAGAGAGAAUCCCAAGAAAACCCGGAGGUUUGCAGAUUCAAGAAACCCUUCUGUGCAACAACACCAACUGCUCUGCAGAGAAUGUGGUAAAGGGUUCCAAUCACUGAAAGCUCUUUGUGGCCACAUGGCUUCUCAUUCUGAAAGAGACAAGGUGAGCAAUCACAGGUUUGAGGAUCAACCAUUGACUGAUGAGAAGCAGAAGCUUGUAAUGGAUAGCCAAUCUGAUACUGAAACAUCAACUCCUAGCAGAAGAAGGAGAUCUAAGAGAAUGAGGUAUUAUAAUAACAACAAUAAUAAUAAUAAUAGAAGCACUGAUGUUAACUACUCUAAUUCGGUUUCCGUCGCAAAUGGGUCAUCUUCGGUUUCUGAGAUUGAGCAAGAACAAGAGGAGGUUGCCAUGUGUUUGAUGAUGCUUUCAAGGGAUUCUAGUUUCCGGAAAGGGUUGAAUUCAAUUGCCGAGUCUUCGGAUAACAAUUCUGUGGUUUUAGAGGCUAAAUCAUCGUCUAUUGAUUUGAGAAUCACUAUAAAGACUGGCUUGAGCUGUACCUCCAAUGCCGAAAAGUUUUUAGGGAUGAAAAAAGGAAGAGACGGCAAGAAAUUGAAAUCAGCCGAGAAUGGAUUCUCUUCUCCUGACAAUUCAGAUUCUGGGUAUUUUAGAAAUGGACCCAAAAAAGUAGAAUCCGAUGUUUCUGUUGAUGGGUGUUUGAGGAAUGCUGAAUUUAGAUCUGGGUUUGAGGAUUUGAAAGGAAAAUCUGGGAAAAAUAUGAGCAAAUUCAAGUCGAUGACUGAUUUUGGGAACGAUCGAGCAGAUAGAGGUGCAUCGACAAAGUACGCUUUGAGGAAGAGUACUAAAAAGUCCGAUUCUUGGUUGGAAAAUUGUGAAAAGAGAAAUAUAACUUCUAACAAGACUAGUGAGUACUGGGAGUCAAUGUACGAGUGUGGUGAAAAUAGCUUGGAGAAUGAUCCAACAAUGGCUGAACAUGCCAAUAUCACAGAGUCUUACGGGGGGAAGAACCCAGAUCAUGAUCAGAAAUUGUCUGGCAAUGGCAGUAAAAAAAUGGGGAAAAAGAAAAGCAAGGGGCACGAGUGCCCAUUCUGCUUCAGGGUUUUCAAGUCAGGCCAAGCUUUAGGUGGCCAUAAGAGGUCCCAUUUUGUUGGAGGUCACGAGGACAACAACAUUAACAACAAUACAGUGGUGAUCAAGCAGGACUUGCCUGAUCAGAUGCCUACACUUAUCGAUCUUAAUCUUCCAGCUCCUAUAGAUGAAGAAGAAGAAGAAGAAGAAGCAAUUGGGUCAUGAUGGGUUUGUGCCAUAUGAUCUUGCAAUGCCACCAGAAGCAGAAGGGUUUUCUCGGUGGGCUUCUUCUCUGAUUGAGAAAUUUUGGGGCAUGUUGGUGAAUAAUCUCAAUUGGGUUUCAAUUUAGAUUUUCAGAUGAAGAAAUCUUCCUUGUGUUUGCUCAAUCAACUCCCGUGGGCAAUCAUUUUUUUUUUUUUUUGUUUUUCUUCUUUUCCAGUCUCAUUUCUUUUAUGUUUAGUGUUCUCUGCAUUUAGGAGAAAAGAAUUCAAUUCUUCCAUUGUAGUGAAGUUUUCAAUUGAAUUCUUGCUAAUGCUACAUUUGAUAUUUCA
Molecule: messenger RNA, 2358 nt
Organism: Carica papaya (papaya)
Lineage: Eukaryota; Viridiplantae; Streptophyta; Magnoliopsida; Brassicales; Caricaceae
Source: RefSeq, a predicted model, not a curated record